AUGUCGUCCAAGGCCAUUCGCGAGUUUGACGCAAAGCUACUAUUGGCAUAUUGGCUGCCGCGUGCGCCUGCCUAUGCUGGAACCGAACCUGUCACGUCGACGUUUGUGUACCCCACGCCCAAGGUUGCCCAGAUCGCAUGGGACGCGGAGACGAAUACGGUCACACCAGACACUCAGCUGCCCCCAUGGGUCUCGACUGAAAAGCUAGUGGCCAAGCCAGACCAGCUGAUCAAGCGGAGAGGCAAGGCGGGCCUGUUGAGUCUCAACAAGGGCUGGGACGAGAGCAAGGCCUGGAUCGUUGAACGCGCCGGAAAGCCUGUCCAAGUCGAAUCUGUCACCGGGACCUUGAAUAACUUUAUCGUCGAGCCGUUCCUCCCCCAUCCCAGCAACACCGAGUACUAUAUCUGCAUUAACUCGCAGCGUGAAGGCGAUGAGAUCUUGUUUACGCACGAGGGAGGUGUCGACAUUGGAGAUGUCGAUGCCAAGGCUGCCCGAUUGACGAUCAAAGUCAACGCACCAUUCCCCCCUCGUGCAGACGUCAAGUCGAACCUUUUGGCCGCCGUCCCAGCCGAGAAGCAAGACACGCUCUACGACUUCCUUUCUCGCUUGUACUCGGUCUAUGUCGAUCUCCACUUUGCCUAUCUCGAGAUUAACCCUCUUGUAUGCCUCGACGCUACUCCCAACUCGCCUCCGACCAUCCAUUUCCUCGAUAUGGCUGCCAAGCUCGACCAAACCGCCGACUCGAUCUGCGCGCCCAAAUGGGCCAUUGCUCGCGACUUGUCCGUCUAUACCGAAACCUCGGCUGCGACUGCCGCACCGGGCGCCAAAAUCCAGCUCGACCGUGGCCCACCCAUGGUCUGGCCUGCUCCAUUCGGCCGUGACUUGACCAAGGAAGAAGCCUAUAUCCAAAAACUCGAUGGUUCCACCGGUGCUUCGCUCAAGCUCACCGUUCUUAACCCCAACGGACGCGUCUGGACCAUGGUCGCAGGUGGAGGUGCUUCGGUCGUCUAUUCCGAUGCUAUCGCCGCCCAUGGUUUCGCCCACGAACUCGCCAACUAUGGUGAAUACUCGGGUGCCCCCACCGAGGGCCAGACUUAUGAAUACGCCAAGACCAUCAUCGACCUCAUUACCCGUGGUACUCCUCAUGAAGACGGCAAGAUCCUCAUCAUCGGUGGUGGUAUUGCCAACUUUACCAACGUCGCUGCUACCUUCAAGGGUAUUAUUCGUGCUCUCAAGGCGUACAAGGCAGGCUUGCAGGCCCACAAUGUCAAGAUUUUCGUCCGUCGCGGUGGGCCAAAUUACCAGGAAGGUUUGAAGGCCAUGCGUCUCCUAGGUGAAUCUCUUGGUGUACCGAUCAAGGUCUACGGCCCCGAAACCCACAUUACCGAGAUCGUCCCUCUUGCAUUGGGCGUAUCCAAGCGCACACCCCAGACUGCCGCCAAUGUCAUCCACUCGGUAUCCGCCACCGCCCAGGGCUCCCCCAAGGGCGUCGCCAUCGAGGUCCCCGAUGCGGGCGUGGGCCAAGUCCGUCCCGAUGGUGGCCGCAACCAGCCCAACGACCAGAUUGUCCAUUUCGACGCGACGGCACCCAAGUCGGGUCGCCCCUCGUACCGUCCAUUCGACGCGUCGACUCGCUCGUUUGUGUACGGUCUCCAGCCGCGUGCGAUCCAGGGCAUGCUCGAUUUCGACUACUCGUGCGGUCGCGAGACACCUUCGGUCGCGGCCAUGAUCUAUCCCUUUGGCGGACACCAUAUCCAAAAGUUUUACUGGGGCACCAAGGAAACGCUCUUGCCUGUGUAUACGAGCGUCAAGGAGGCUGUCGAGAAGCACCCCGAUGCGGACGUCGUGGUCAAUUUUGCGAGCUCGCGUAGUGUGUUUGGAAGCACCAAGGAGAUUUUGCAGUUCCCCCAGAUCAAAGCUAUUGCGCUCAUUGCCGAGGGUGUUCCGGAGCGUCAUGCCCGUGAGAUCUUGCACGCCGCGCAGGAAAAGGGUGUUCUUAUCAUCGGACCUGCGACGGUAGGUGGUAUCAAGCCUGGCUGCUUCAGGAUUGGGAACUCGGGAGGUAUGAUGGACAAUAUCAUCGCUUCCAAGCUUUACCGCCCCGGCUCGGUCGGCUACGUUUCGAAAUCCGGAGGAAUGUCCAACGAACUGAACAAUAUCCUUUCGCUCGUCACCAACGGCACUUACGAGGGUAUUGCCAUUGGCGGAGACCGAUACCCCGGCACCUCGUUCAUCGACCAUCUCCUCCGGUACGAAGCCGACCCCGAAUGCAAAAUGCUCGUCUUGUUGGGUGAAGUCGGGGGUGUCGAAGAGUACCGCGUCAUCGACGCCGUCAAGGAGGGCAAGAUUACAAAACCCAUCGUUGCAUGGGCGAUCGGCACAUGCGCCAAGAUGUUUGCGACCGAGGUUCAAUUCGGACACGCCGGGUCGAUGGCCAACUCGGACAAGGAGACUGCCGACGCCAAGAAUGCGGCCAUGCGCGCGGCCGGGUUCGUCGUGCCCGAUACGUUCGAGGACCUCCCGUUGGUGCUGCAGCAGACGUACGAGAGCCUCGUUGCCAAGGGUGCGAUCGUCCCGUCGCCCGAGCGUGACCCGCCCGUGAUCCCGAUGGACUACAAGUGGGCGCAGGAGCUCGGGCUGAUUCGUAAACCGGCGGCGUUUAUUUCGACCAUUUCCGACGAGCGAGGCCAAGAGCUGAUUUAUGCCGGAAUGAGAAUCUCGGAUGUGUUCAAGGAGGAUAUCGGAUUGGGCGGUGUCGUUGCGCUCUUGUGGUUCAAGCGCAGGCUUCCCGCGUGGGCGACCAAGUUUAUUGAGAUGGUGUUGAUGUUGACCGCUGACCACGGCCCGGCCGUGUCUGGUGCCAUGAACACCAUUGUCGCCUCCCGUGCCGGAAAGGACCUCAUCUCGUCUCUGGCCUCUGGUCUUUUGACUAUUGGUUCCCGUUUCGGAGGUGCUCUCGACGAGGCUGCUUCCAUGUUCUCCAACGCUCGGGAUACCGGGUUGACCCCGCGUGAAUUUGUCGACGAGAGUCGUCGCGCGAACAAACUGAUUUCUGGUAUCGGCCACAAGAUCAAAUCGGUCAACAACCCCGACUUGCGCGUUGAGCUUGUCAAGGAGUACGUCAAGAAGAACUUCCCUUCGCAUUCGCUAUUGGACUAUGCUCUCGCGGUCGAAAAGGUCACCACCGCCAAGAAGGAUACUCUCAUUUUGAACGUCGACGGAUGCAUCGCCGUCUGCUUUGUUGAUCUCCUCCGUGACUCGGGCUCGUUUACUCGGGAAGAAGCAGACGAAUACAUUCGUAUCGGAACGCUCAACGGACUGUUUGUCCUCGGUCGCUCCAUUGGGUUCAUCGGACACCAUCUCGACCAAAAGCGCCUUCGCGCACCUUUGUACCGCCACCCCGCGGACGACAUCUUUAUCAACAUGCAGGACGUUUCGCAGCCGCGCGUGUUUGCCAAGAUGGGUUAG
This is a messenger RNA of Rhizoctonia solani, 3468 nucleotides long. Its product is annotated as ATP citrate (pro-S)-lyase. The record is from RefSeq and is a predicted model, not a curated record. Gene Ontology annotation, cellular component: cytosol. The coding region runs from base 1 to 3468 and encodes 1155 amino acids. Gene Ontology annotation, biological process: tricarboxylic acid cycle; fatty acid biosynthetic process; citrate metabolic process. Gene Ontology annotation, molecular function: ATP citrate synthase activity. Lineage: Eukaryota; Fungi; Basidiomycota; Agaricomycetes; Cantharellales; Ceratobasidiaceae. The transcript is spliced from 10 exons.